Molecule: messenger RNA, 5900 nt
Organism: Monodelphis domestica (gray short-tailed opossum)
Lineage: Eukaryota; Metazoa; Chordata; Mammalia; Didelphimorphia; Didelphidae
Source: RefSeq, a predicted model, not a curated record
AGAAUGCUUAUUUGCUGCUUUGGGGGAAGCAAGGCAUAUAUUUAAGGGUUGGUUAUAGAUCAAUUAAAAGACAAAAGCCUUGGCAUUUAAAUAGGUACUUUUUUUCCUCGGGUAGUGCUGCUGAUACUGGUUUAUACCAUCUGUUUUCUUUUUGCAUCCUGCUUCUUCAGUUUAGAGAGACAGCUCAAGCUUUUGAAAGAGUACUGAGCCAUUCACAUUUUCCCUGCAUGAUCAUGAAUUUGAGUAAACUGUAGGAAUGCUUCUGUGCUUCCAUCCAUGUCUUAAUAACGAAUGAACUGCAUUUGGGAAGAGCCUGGGUAUCCAGGCUAUCGGUAGUGCUGUAGCUGGCUCACGUAUAUGGCUUUUACUUGGGAGGUCAGAAGAGCUGUUUAUAGGGCUGUCUGCUGGUGAGGGGACAACAGCGGUGGAUCUGCCCAUCAAAGUGAAUGGCAAUUCUAGCAGGAGCUCCCCUCAGCUUUGUAAAUGUGAUAGGCUUUGAUAGACAAGCAAUGCCAGCAUAUAAUGUGCGUGCGUCUUUGGAGCUUGGUAGUAGACUAAGGGAUGCUUUCACUUGCUGCUGAACCUGACUGUAACUGUGUUGCCAUAGGACACUUAUCAUGGGGUCUACUGCAGCGGAAAUCGAGGAGCUGGAAAACACCUCUUUUAAGUACCUUAUAGGAGAACAGACUGAAAAAAUGUGGCAACAGCUGAAAGGAAUACUAAGAUGUUUAGUAAAACAGCUGGAAAAAGGUGAUAUCAAUGUGGUAGACUUAAAGAAGAAUAUUGAAUAUGCAGCAUCUGUGCUGGAAGCCGUUUACAUUGAUGAAACAAGGAAAUUAUUAGACACUGAAGAUGAUCUCUCUGACAUCCAUAUUGAUUCAGUUCCAGCAGAAGUUAGGGAUUGGUUAGCUUCUACUUUCACAAGGAAAAUGGGAAUGAUAAAGAGGAAACCAGAAGAGAAGCCAAGAUUUCGUAGCAUUGUACAUGCUGUCCAAGCUGGAAUUUUUGUGGACAGGAUGUAUAGACGGACUUCCAGCAUGGCUGGCUUGAUUUAUCCACCAGCUGUCAUUGCAGCAUUAAAGAAUAUAGAUGAAUGGUCAUUUGAUGUAUUUGCCCUAAAUGAUGCAAGUGGAGAACACAGUCUAAAGUUUAUGAUGUAUGAAUUGUUCACCAGAUAUGACUUUUUCAACCGCUUCAAGAUUCCUGUGUCUUCUCUAAUUUCUUUAGCUGAAGCCUUAGAAGUUGGUUACAACAAGUACAAAAAUCCAUAUCAUAAUUUAAUUCAUGCAGCAGAUGUCACUCAAACUGUGCAUUAUAUUUUGCUUCGUACAGGUCUCAUGCACUGGCUCAAUGAACUGGAACUUUUAGCGAUGUUCUUUGCAGCAGCCAUUCAUGAUUAUGAGCAUACAGGGACCACCAACAACUUUCAUAUUCAGACCAGGUCAGAUACUGCCAUUUUAUAUAAUGAUCGUUCUGUCCUGGAAAAUCAUCACCUAAGUUCAGUGUAUAAGCUUAUGCAAGAUGAGGAAAUGAAUAUAUUGACAAACUUAUCUAAAGAUGACUGGAGGGAUCUCCGGAACCUGAUUAUUGAGAUGGUUUUAUCUACUGAUAUGUCAAAUCAUUUCCAGCAAAUUAAAAUAAUUAAGAAUGCUUUGCAGCAGCCAGAGGGAUUAGACAAAGCCAAAACCAUGUCCCUGGUUCUCCAUGCUGCGGACAUAAGCCAUCCAGCAAAACCGUGGGAACUGCACUACCGGUGGACAAUGGCCCUGAUGGAAGAAUUUUUUCGACAGGGAGACAAGGAAGCUGAGUUAGGCCUUCCCUUUUCUCCACUCUGUGACCGCAAAUCAACAGUGGUAGCCCAGUCACAAUUAGGUUUCAUUGAUUUCAUAGUAGAGCCAACAUUUUGUCUUCUCAUGACUGCAACAGAAAACAUUGUUAUUCCUCUUAUACAGGAAGCAAAAUCUGACAAUUCUUCCUGUUCCACAUCAAGCCCAACUAACAUUGGAUAUUUAAACAGUGGGGAAACUUUUAGAAAGACGAAUAUUAAAAGCAGAAUAAGUGAUAAGACUAAUUCCCCAGACAAUUCUCUUGCAACAGUGGACCUGAAGAACUUUAAGUGCAAAUUGUUGGAUAUCAUUGGAAGGAACAAAGAGAGGUGGAGAGAGUUAGCAAUCGAAGGUGAGGCCCAGCUCCAUAAGAAUUCAGAGGAGGUAAUAAAUACCACAGAAGAAAAAUGUGAUGUGAUUCACCACCAGUAGGUUUGAGACAUCUUAAAGGCCUCUGGAGUAUUAGAAAUGAGAGGAAAAACCUGAAAAUAGCCUGAAGAAUUUCCAUCAGUAUGUAGUUCCCUAUAUCAACCCUAGGCUAUGGCCUCAAAUAAUUGCUGUGGUGACAAAUUAUGGUGGUUGUCAUGGCUGCUGUUGUCUUCUUUGAACAUCAGAGCAACCGUGUGAGAGAGAUAAUAGAGAUACAAUUGUUCUUACUUUAACAAGACUCGGGAUUUAGAGCUAGAAGACUAUAGAGGAGAAUAUAGAAGACUAUAGAAGAAGAAUAUAGAGACUACAUAUUUUACCUCACUCUAAUUUUGUCAGUGAGAGAAUGACCUGGGAAAACCAGACCAACUUUUACAAGUUCCUAAGGUAGAAAAAAACAGUCAAAACCAGGAUUCAAAUCUUCUCUCUAAAUCCAGUGCUCUCUUAUUAAAUGAAAUUGUUGAAGUUUAUAUCAUAAUUUUUGUUCAUUUGGCCAUUUGUAAAGCUAAACCACUGAUGUCUUAUAUUAAAUCUGUUUGUAAAAAAUGAAUAUUGGCUUCACUGGAAAUGAGAGAUAUUUAUGGAAUGAUGAAAUUAUGAUUCCUGGUUUCUUUCAGGAAAAUCAGAAUGUUGCAUAAAUGUCCUAAAUCCUCAAAUGGCCAGGAGACUCGACUCUAAGCAUAUUCAUGAACCCUGCUCUUUUUAAUGGAUGAUAAUGGAAGAAAAUAAUGUUAAAAACAUGGAAUCCUGAGUUCAUAACUCAGACCAUUUCGAUUUUCUCAAGAUUUCAGUAGAGUUUUCUCAUUGUUGUUACUGUCAUAGUGUCAUCAUCAUUGUGUUUCUUCCACUGUUGGGCCAUCUUCAAUCAAGCUAGAAAAAACUCAACAACUUUUCAGUCAAUUAUUGGACCACUUUUAAAAUUUGCAUUAUUGAAAGCUGUUCUAACUUAGCUGACUGUGAAAUGUGUAUAAAUAUAUAAUGCAUUCAUUUAUUCAUUCAGCCAUUCUCUGAUGUACUGUUUUAUGAAAAGUGAUAUAGCGGGCAAUUUUCUUUUUUAAACCUGAUGGAAAAAAAUUAUUUCUGCAGUCUUGGACAGCAGACCAUCUAGAUCAUUCUUAAAACAUUUCUGUCAAUAUUUGGGAACAGAGUUGGAAAGCCCUAAAACUGAAACCGGACACUUAAGUGAGCAAUGAAUCUACAAUUAAAUUGGGGUUCCAAAGUAGAGGAGACCUCAUCAUGAUUAAGAACUUGUGAUAAAGUCAGUAGAACAUUUAUCUGAAACUAACUAAUCAGCUUGUAGAUCAUUAUCAUCAUCUGCAUUGUCAUCAUCAAAAUCUAAAGACUAUGUAGCAUUGUUUGCUGAUGUGCAACAUGAAUCCAGUCUCAGAGAAGAGUCUACAAUCUUUGCUAAUGGGAACCUUUGGAACUGAAUCAUGAACUUACCAGCUGGAGUAUUGGGUCCAGCAGAAAAAAGUAGAAAAAAAAUAUUGAACAUUAUUGGAGGUCAAAAUAAAAGAUUUAUGUAUGUAUGUAUGAUAAAAUGUAUAUUCAACAAAUGCUAGUUGAAAUGUACUAUGUGAAAUUCCAUAUAUUCUCUAAAUAAAUAUGUAUGUAUAUAAUAUACAUAUAUAUAAUAUAUAUUUCCCCUAAUGCAUUAAUAAGAGAAGAACUUCCAGCCUCAUUGUCUCUAAUUCAUCUCCCUCAGUUUGCUCCCAGUAGUGUAAGGCUGUGUGCAUGUACAAGAACUUCCAGGCUGCUCCGAGAUGAAGAAUACUUUUGCUGAGAACUGAUAAAAUGAUCAGCAUGAGUCAGAUGUUGUGAAUUUUAAUUGAGAGUUUGGAUGGACAAGGACUUCACAAGUUUGAAUUGUCCAUGUAUUUUGCAAUACCCAAAAAUCUGUUGAAAACAUCAUCAGACUCACCAUAGAUUAAGAAAUGAGCCAAUUGUCUCAUUAAAUCAAAGGAGCUCUGUCUGUCUUUGGGUCGGCUUCCUUUCUGAUUUGUGCAAUGUUAAGCAAUAUUUUUUUUUAAUGGUCAAAACUCUAAGUUUGCAAAUCAAGAUAGAGGGACUAUGCCAUUUACAACUUAGCUCACUUUUAAUGUGUAAGCCAUAUUCAAUAUGCAUAUUUAGUAUGCAUAAUUUAAUGUAUGAAAUAUAUUUGCCUAAGAAGUGUACAAAGUGCAUUUCCAUGUCUUGUGAAUGAGGCUAUUAGUUUUUGUUUAGCCUAAGCCUCUGACACAGCACUGCUGAAUAAGAAAUUGUACCAUAGGUGUUAUAAUGCACUUGAUAUUUUUAUUUUAAGAAUAAAGAUUGAUCUAUACUGAUAGGGUCAAAGAGAACAAUUCCAUAUGUAUAUCAUGGCCACUUUGCAUCAGCAAAAAAAAAAAAAAUCCAAGUUUUUAUUUAUUAUUUUUGUUUCUAUUUUUCUUUUUCUUUCCCUCUUUUAUUCUUUUCCAUUUUCCUAUAUAGGAAGAAAAAUAUUAUGACUGUUUAUUGGUAUUAUUUUUAAGCUAUUUACCAGGCAGAAAGAGACUAUGUCGAUACUAAACUCAUUUAAAACAACAUUUUACUAUUUGUAAAGCCUAAUUUUUAAGCCUAAAGUGUUCUAAGUGGCCUUUUAAUUAAGCUUUAAAGUCUCUCUAAAUAAGAAGUGAAAACACUGAGUCUGAAAUAUUAUAGGGAGUCUGACCACUCUGUUUCUCUAUGAAGAAUUUAAGCACUACUGGCUCUUAUUACCAAAACAAAACAAAAAUAAAUACAUGUGUACAGAAUUCAUCAAUUCCUCUGUCUUACCUUUAAACAAAAUUGUUUAAUAAUGUUACCUUUCUAAGAGGCAGUGUUGCAUAGUGGAUAGAGAGUUAAUCUCUAAACUGGAGAGAUUUGUGUUUAAGACCUAUCUCUGGCUGUGUGACUCUGGGUACGUAACCUCUCUAGGCAAUUCUGUAAGGCUAUUAGUGGAAGAAAAAGUGCCAACCUUCAUUAAUAGGAGGAGUUUCCUUACCCAAGAAUUCUCUACAUGAAUAAAAUUCAGAAAAUAAUAUUUAAAUAUUACUUUGAUAUUCACAAAUAAAAUAAAAUUCAAAAAAUAAAAAUAAAAUAAAAUUAGAAAAAUAAAAAAAAAUAGUCCCUGCUUCGAUGUUACCUUUCUAGGCACUGUUAAAAAUUGUCCUGAAGUAGUAUCCCAUAGAAGAGUGAUUAUUCUUUUCUCACCUGUCAUCUCUUUUGGACCCCUUGACGUCCGUUUAAAAAAAAAAUUCUUUUUCUAUUGCUGCUUGAGACAAUUUAAGAGAUCCAUUCAACACAGACUCUCCCAGGAGUGAAGGACAAGAAUACAAUCAAAUAUAGCAUGAAAGCAAAACUACCUAUUCCCUGUGUUCUCUCUAUUAUUCAUACAGAUAUGUAGUCCCAUUUCCAUCCUCCCUUAAAAUAUUGAAGGAGAUAUAAUUCAGGCUGCACCAUGCUGUUGUAUCUUGGUCUCAAAUGUUUCAGUUUAACAGAACUCUUCUGUAAAAAUAGUAUGCUUUGGGAUCUAGCUAAUAAUACUUUAACUUAAUUUUAUCAUGACAACCUACAAUUGUGAUUUUACUAUCUGUACUCGUCUGUAUUUCCUAUUAUAGUAUUGCUAAAUAAAUCAUAUUUGAGGAGAAA